Phyllopteryx taeniolatus (common seadragon) is the source of this 1825-nucleotide messenger RNA. Its product is annotated as probable serine/threonine-protein kinase clkA. The transcript is spliced from 4 exons. The record is from RefSeq and is a predicted model, not a curated record. NCBI's taxonomy places the organism in Eukaryota, Metazoa, Chordata, Actinopteri, Syngnathiformes, Syngnathidae. Bases 20 to 1669 code for a protein of 549 amino acids.
UCUCACUGUUCCUGAAACAAUGGCUACCUUUUGGCUUGUGGUUGUGCUGGCACAUGCUGUCUUGAUUGAUGAAGGGUUUUCUUUUCCAGCUGGCUCUACACAAGCUCAAUCUGAUACUGAGCUGAUGAAAAUGCCAGAUGUGUCUCCUGAAGAUCUUUCACUUAAGAGUGUUUUAGAACUUCUCCAGUCUUUGGAUUCUGUGUUGGUGCUACAUGCCAAAGAAGGUCUCCUGGCAGCAGAAGACGUUGAAAUUGCUGCGGCUGUUGGCGUGGGAAAGGUUUCACUGGACAAACCCGAAGGGCUCCAAACAAAGUUGGGCAGUCAUCACAAAGUGAGGAAAAACCUCCAGCAUAUGAGAAAUGACCAUAAUGUGGAUCACAACGUGAGCAACAGCCAUUGGCAGGAAAACGUGAGCUACAACCAAAAGAGUGACUUGAGUGACAAGGUGAGUCAUGGCCACCAGGACUACACCUUGAGCCAAAACAUGAGCAGCAAGGGGCAGCAGGACUAUGCCUUGAGCCAAAACAUGAGCAAGGGUCACCAGGAUGACUCUUUUAGCCACAACAUGAGCAGCAAGGGCCACCAGGACUAUGCCAUGAGUGAAAACAUGAGCAAGGGUCACCAGGAUGACUCCUUUAGCCACAAAAUGAGCAGCAAGGGCUACCAGGAUGACUCGGACUACCAGAACGAUGCCUUUAGUCACAAGAAUAACAUGAGCAGCAAGGGCCACCAGGACUAUGCCUUGAGCCAUGACCAGAUGAGUCAAAACAUGAGCAAGGGUCACCAGGAUGAUGCCUUUAGCCACAACAUGAGCACCAAGGGCUACCAGGAUGACUCAGACGACCAGACCGAUGCCUUAAGUCAAAAGAAUGAUAACAUGAGCACCAAGGGCCACCAGGACUAUGCCUUGAGCCACGACCAGACGAGCCAAAACAUGAGCAAGGGCCAACAGGACUAUGCCUUGAGCCAUGAUCAGGUGAGCCAAUACAUGAGCAAGGGUCACCAGGAUGACUCCUUUAGCCACAAAAUGAGCAGCAAGGGCUACCAAGAUGACUCGGACUACCAGAACGAUGCCUUUAGUUACAAGAAUAACAUGAGCAGCAAGGGCCACCAGGACUAUGCCUUGAGCCAUGACCAGAUGAGUCAAAACAUGAGCAAGGGUCACCAGGAUGAUGCCUUUAGCCACAACAUGAGCACCAAGGGCUACCAGGAUGACUCAGACGACCAGACCGAUGCCUUAAGUCAAAAGAAUGAUAACAUGAGCACCAAGGGCCACCAGGACUAUGCCUUGAGCCACGACCAGACGAGCCAAAACAUGAGCAAGGGCCAACAGGACUAUGCCUUGAGCCAUGAUCAGGUGAGCCAAUACAUGAGCAAGGGUCACCAGGAUGACUCCUUUAGCCACAAAAUGAGCAGCAAGGGCUACCAAGAUGACUCGGACUACCAGAACGAUGCCUUUAGUUACAAGAAUAACAUGAGCAGCAAGGGCCACCAGGACUAUGCCUUGAGCCAUGACCAGAUGAGUCAAAACAUGAGCAAGGGUCACCAGGAUGAUGCCUUUAGCCACAACAUAAGCAGCAAGGGCUACCAGGAUGACUCAGACUACCAGAAUGAUGCCUUUAGUUACAAGAAUGAUUACAUGAGCAGUAAGGGCCACCAGGGUGACUAAAUGAGCACCAGCCACAAGAGGGACCAACUACCUGAAUGGGCCAUGAUGACUUGACAGAUUGUGUAUAGGUUGUAUGUGGUUUCAUUGAAUUAUUAAAGGCAUAGAAGCGCUCUAAAAUGUUCAUGGAUUUACUAAAUAAAACCCUUUACCUUGAAA